Molecule: messenger RNA, 1996 nt
Organism: Saimiri boliviensis boliviensis (Bolivian squirrel monkey)
Lineage: Eukaryota; Metazoa; Chordata; Mammalia; Primates; Cebidae
Gene: WBP2NL
Product: WBP2 N-terminal like
Biological process (GO): positive regulation of DNA-templated transcription
Cellular component (GO): nucleus
Molecular function (GO): chromatin DNA binding; transcription coactivator activity
Source: RefSeq, a predicted model, not a curated record
UUCCACCUGCGGGGCGGCGGGAGGAGGCCCGAAGCAAGAUGGCGUUGAAUCAGAACCAUACCGAGAACCGCCGCGGGGCCCUCAUCCCUAACGGUGAAAGGUGCCUGAGGGGAAGCACAGCGUGCCGUCAGAGGAGAGGAUAGACAUGGCGACUCACAAGCUCUAAGCGUGUCAGGGACUUUGCCGCCUUUUUUGGGCGCGGCGCUCUUAGCUCCGCCCCGUUGGGAGUGCGCGUCCCCCCUUGGGUGUUCCGGCAUCUUAAGAUGGUGGAGGCCGGAACGCUUGGCUUCGCGCGUGUGAGGGGCGGGGAUGGGAAUGCCUCUCUUCAGGCGCAGGGCCAAAACGCGUGUCUCCUCAGGGCGGCGGGCGGGGGGCCGAGAUGCGUGUCUCGUUCGAAGAAAGGCUGGAUCUGACUGGCGGUCGUGAGCAGCAGGGGACCCUUGGUGGCAACAUGGCUGCCCGUUGGUCCCCUGUGACUUUGUCGGAUGAGGACAAGCACUGGGUGUGCAUCGCCCCCUACUCCCAGGAACAAGGUGAUUUUCAUAACUUCGCACUCCAUCAACGAUCCCAUGUUGUCUUUUAUGAUGCCAUUUGAUCUGAUGACAAACCUCACUGUUGAACAACCAGUAUUUGCUGCAAACUUCAUUAAGGGAAGUAUUCGGGCAGCUCCAGAUGGUGGCUGGGAAGGACAAGCUACUUUUAAAUUAGUCUUCAGAAACGGAGGUGCCAUUGAAUUUGCCCACUUGAUGGUGAAAGCUGCCUCUGCUGCUGCCCGAGGAUUUCCACUUAGAACCUUAAAUGACUGGUUUAGCUCUACAAGAAUUUAUGUAAUUACUGGAGAAGGGAAUGUAUGCACUCCACAGAUGCCUUGUUCAGUUAUUGUCUAUGGAGCCCCACCUCCCAGAUAUGGAGCCCCACCUGGGGGAUAUGGAACCUCACCUCCUGGAUAUGGAGCUCCACCUGCAGGAUAUGGAGCCCCACCUCCAGGAUAUGCAGCCCUGCCUGCAGGAUAUGAAGCCCCGCCUCCUGGAUACAGAGCCCCUUCUGCAGUAGUAUAUGGAGCCCCACCUCCUGGAUACGGAGCUCCACCUGCAGGAAAUGAAGACCCACGUGUGGGAUACAGAGCCUCACCUGCGGGAUAUGGAGCCACACCUCCUGGAUACGGAGCCGAACCUGCUGGAUCUGGAGCCAGGCCUCACGAAUCUGCAGCAGCCCAAACUCCUGAAAAUGAGGCUUCUCUUCCCUCUCCCUCCUCUUCUCAGGUCCGCUCUUAAGCUUCUUAGAUGUAAACGUUGAAGACUCACCAAGCAGAGAGGUACCCUAAAAUUGAAGUCAGGAUAAGGAGGAGGACUCAGGUAUGUGAUGGCAGGCUUCUCGCAGGUAGUCAUUCCACCCUUUGGAAGAGCAAUCUUAUGGGGUAAGGUGAAGCUUUACUUGUGUGCCUAGAUUUUAGAAGCAGAAUCAAGUCUUGAUUAGCUGGCUAAAGUAAGAGUAUCAUUGUAGGGUUAAUUCCCAGUAAUUUGGUUGACAUAGGGUUGCAUUUUUAAACAUACCAUGAAUGUGAGUGUGGAAAAAGUUUCCUGUCUUUAGAAACAUUUAAGUAUUAUGCUCCGUUUGCUAGGCACUAAGAUGCAUGCUAAAAACAUCAUGUUGAACACUUAGUUGUUUGAAAAAGCUAAAUUUCCAAUAGUGAAAAAGAAUAUUAUAAAUUAUGGUAUAACCAUAAAAUGGAGUAUUAUACACCUGUCGAAAUCUAUGUCUAGAGGUAGAGAAAGCCUCUUUGAGGAGGCCAAAAACAAAUAACAUGAUAAAUUUUACUAUAUCAAAAUUUAAAACUUCUCUUUGACAAAAGUUAAAAGGUAGGCAACAGACUAGGAGAAAGUGAUUUCCAACAUAUGUAUUUUAAAAAUUGUGGUCAGAAUACAUGAAUCAAUUACAAAUCAAUUCUCCCCAAAAUGACAAAAAUUUGAAUUGUUGACCAGCCAAGGCAACAGCA